AAUAUAUUUCGAGAACAAAAAAAGGAAAAAUUGUGAAACAAACUGUGCGCGUUCUUGUUAGUAAUAUUAACCAAUUGAAGCGCUUGCAAGCGAACUAAUUUCUUUUUGUUCAAAGUUCAAAAUCAAAAUUACAACAAAAUUCACAGAAUACAAUUUAGCGAUAAAAGCAAAAGAACACAAUGGAGAGCUUGGUGAACAAUCAAUUGAUGCGUCUGCUGAAGGACCUGACAUCGGCGCAUCCGGAAACAGUUCGCAAAUCGAGUGACGAGUUGGCCAAAGAGUUCAACGACUCGGCGAGCACGCUGCAAUUGUGUGCAGUGUUGGGUAACGCGGAGAAACAAAGCGAGUUGCGCAAAUGCGCUGGCAACUUACUUAAAACCCGUCUCGCGGACAGCGAGUCCUGGCCCAAGGACAUUCAGCGGCAAACUCAAACGGAACUCUUGGGAGCUUUAAAGUCGCUGCGCUUGGACGAUGACGAGACGCUGCAGACGUUGAUACUACGCAAUCUGAGCGUGAUGAUGCAACACGAAGAGGUCAGCGAAUGGAAUGAAUCGGUCUUGAAUCACGUGGAGACGUUGAGUAAAUCGCAGGACAAUCAACAGCAGACGCUGAGUGCCAUCAUCUUUAGGCUGCUCGCGAAGAUGGCACCGAAAAUGUUGCAAAACUAUUUGCAACGUGCGCAACGCAUCUUCAUGCACAUCGUGCAACAGGCUGAGGCACAGGGACAGCUCUUCUCUACGGCCACCGAGCAGCUGUUGCAUGGCUGGACGCUGAUCGUGCCGUUGUACCUCAAACGUGCCACUGGCAAACAACAAACCGAAUUGGCUGCAACGUUGCCUCACAUCAUGAAGCUGACGCAUGCCGCCGCCUAUCACAAAUCGGAGGUUGGACUUGCCACAUCGCCGGCUUCGCGCCGCGGCAUCGCUGUGCUCUGCAAGCUGAAUCAGCAGAUGCCCGAAAUGGUUACGCCGCAUCUCCAACUCGUGUUGGACGAACUCUGCACGCUUGCGAGCGACAUCAAGCUGAGCGAUACGCUGCGAGUGAAGGCAAUUGUGGGUAUCAAAAGCUGUGUGCGCAGCAUGAGACGCCACAUCAUUCGGCUGAAGCUGAUGGAUAAGUUGCUGAUGACACUCUGCGGACUGUUGGCCUUGCAGCCACCGAAGCUCGACGAGCACGGAGAGGAGCUCUUUCUGGGGGCCAGUAGUGAGGAGGAGGAGUCAGAGGCAGCCACGCCCCUCUCUGAGGCAGCCAACACCAUAAACUAUGUGGCCGCCCACUCGGACACGAAUCGUGUGGCCGAUCGUGCUUUGAGGCUGAUGCAGCCGCAGCUGGAGCAAACGGAAUCGCCGCUGAAGCGUCUUGGCGCCUUGCUCUUUCUCUCGCUGAUGGCGAAAGGUUUCUGCGAUCUGCUGGCGGACACGCAUCUCGAUCGCUUUGUCGCUGCCGUGGAGCGAGGCUUUCAGGAUUCGGAUGAUCUCGUGCGUCGCGGAGCCCACUUUGCUUUGUCCGUCAUGGCCGAGAAUCUGCAGCCGGAGAUCACGCGUCUGGCGGAUCGUGUGUUGCCGCUCUUCUAUAACUUUUUCGAUGGCCUCAGCGCCGAGCAGCGUCUAGUCGCUGGUGAUACGGAGGUGUACACGCGCAUGUUCUGCACUCUGGAGAUCUACUGUGAGAGCCUCAAGCCUGAGAUGAUGCAGCCGCAUCUCGCGGAGCUGAUGAAGCGUCUGAUGCUCCUGCUGCAGCCGAACACUAAUUCGCCUGCCUUGCGACAGAUGUGUUUGACCACGAUCGCCAGUCUGGCCAAGCUGAGCAAGCAGCUCUUUGCCCCCCACUUCGAUGAGGUCAUGUGCGCCACGAUGCCUCUUGUCAAGCACGCACCCGAUGAGAAUCAACUGCUGCUCCGCACACAUGCCAUUCAGGUGAUCAAUGCGCUGGGUCAGGUGAACCCGGAAAAGUUUGAGAAGGAAGCGUCGAAUCUGUUUGCCAGCUGCCUGGACACGAUCAAGCACGUGGCUGGAGCUCAAAUGUUCACCUACGAACUGCUCGGCGUACUCUCCGGUUACAUUCCCAAAGAGAUCAAUGCGCACUUCUCGCUGAUAAUGAAUGGAAUCUUGACGUCCAUUAAGGAGGCAGCCAACGUGGAAAAAGCCAGCGAAUCAAGCAAAGACGAUGACGAAGACGACGAUGACGAUAGUGAUGCUGCUAGCACCGACGAAGAUAAUGACGAAGACGAUGACGAUGCUGAGAACGAGAAUGAUGAUGAUGAUGAUGAGUCCGAGGAUGAGGACGACGAGAGCAGCACUGAGGAAGAGUCGGGCAGUGUGCGCGAUGGCCACGGCGAUCAAACGGAGGCGAGCACACGCAGCACCGAAAGUGCAGCCAACUAUGUGAAUGGGCACGACGAGGCUGUGAUGUGUCUCAAGGCAUUCGCCAUUAACAUGCCCAACACACUGUUGCCCUAUCUGUCAGAGUCGACGCAACGAGUCUUCACAUCCACCGAUCACAUGGAGGAGCUGGACAAAUGGUCCGCUUAUGAGACGCUCACCCAAUUCAUUUUACUCUAUUCAAAGCAAGGCAACGUGUCGGAGGCGAAGAAACAUUGCAUCCAACUGCUGCCGGCAAUGGUGUACUUUGUGCAGACGGCGAAGGAGACGGUGAACGUGGUGAGUGUGAUGAAGAGCAUCGAGCAGCUGCUGUCGGUCCUGAAAUCGGAUGCUUUGGCCGCUGAGGGCUAUGCGGAAAUGGUGUUCGAAAUGCUGCGUCGCACGCUGCGCCGCAAGCUCAAUUGUCAGUUCAACAUUGGCAUCGACCAGGAGAUGGAAACCCUGCAGCAAUGGAGCCAGGCGAUGUACGCCGAACAGCAGGUGAUGGAGGCCGCUGGCGAUCUGAUUCCCGUCUUUGGACAUUCGCUGACCAAGCGACAGUUUGCCUCGUAUUUGCAAACGUUGAGCAAGAGUUUCGUUAAGAAUCUGCGACAGAGUUCGCCCAGCGGCCAAGUGACGCGCAGCAAUUUCUUUAUGUACACGCUGAUGGGACGCAGCAUGGAGGCGCUCGGCGUCAUGGCCGAACAAUACUACGAGGUGUUGUGCUAUGGCAUACUCGAUUGCAUGCAGGAUCAACGGCGGCGUAUACGUGAUUUUGCCAGGCAACAAAUCGAUUGGCUGCUCACGCACUCGACGGAACACAACAACGCAGAGACAAUCAUUGCGGCCACAUCGUGUGUCUUUGGCGAUGCCCUCGCCGCCGGUUCGCCAACGCCGACGGCGCUGGAGAAGGAUGAGCGCGAUCUGCUGAUCGCGAUUCUGGCACGCAUGAUUCGCAUCGACAACAAAUGCGUUGCAAUGAACACGCUGAUUCCCCUCUUUCUAGGCAGUUUGCCGCUGCAGCAGCGAUUCGAGUGCUACAUCGAUGUGAUGCCCGCGUUGCAUGUGAUCUUCAAGGCACGCAUGGAUCUGUUGCGUCCUCAUCUCGCCGAGAUGCUUGAAGUGUUGCUCGCUGCUCUGCAGGCUCAGCAUUUGCCCAAUGCUGCGCUGAGGCAAAUGACCAUCGAACUGGUAAAGUGCAUCAAGCUGGAUGAUGAGGCUCUUUAUCAGCAGGUUAGCGAAAAGUUUAUGGAGGUCAGAGCGAUAAUUGUUUAGACAGAGUUGUGAAACGAAAUCGAAAUUAAUCCCAAAAUGUGUACGAGUAAUUUAAGUUGGAAACAGUUGCGAAAUUCUGGUGAAAUUUGACUUUUCUUGCAUUCGAAUAAAGUUCAGAAGUUCGGUGA
Drosophila nasuta is the source of this 3763-nucleotide messenger RNA. RefSeq lists its product as uncharacterized. The record is from RefSeq and is a predicted model, not a curated record. Gene Ontology annotation, biological process: protein import into nucleus. The coding region runs from base 180 to 3635 and encodes 1151 amino acids. NCBI's taxonomy places the organism in Eukaryota, Metazoa, Arthropoda, Insecta, Diptera, Drosophilidae. The transcript has 2 exons.